AGAGGUUCAUUUUAUUGCACAAUGUCUAGAUCUAUAAAAAUUAGCGAAAGUAAAUUUGCUUGCUUGCCGGUGGAUAUUUCGGAGGAGGAUGAUAGAAAAAAGAAUAAAAAUGAUUCCAAAAAAUCAAAGAACGACAAGGCUGGGAAGAAACAAAAAGAAAAAGAAAAGAAGCAAGCUUUAAGAAAAGAGCGUAAUGAGUUAAGGUCUUUAGCUUUUGGAAGUGCACCGGCCGCCAAAACAUUAAUAAAUAUAUCUCCGAAAAAUAUUUCAUCCAAUGAUGGAAAAGAAAACGAAAAAACAGAAGAAGCAAUUCCUUCAGACACCGAAUCUUCAAACGAUAAAAAGAUAGAAAAGCAGAAUCUGAAUGAUUCGUUUGCCGAUUUAUCUUUGAAAAAUAGGAAAAAUUUACCCCCUUCUACACCACCUUCAUCGCAAACUUCCAUCGACUCCCUGGCUUUGGCAGAAAGUAUUGCUAGAGAAAGAGAAGUUCUAAUUCUAAAACUUAAAAGCGAGAAUUCAGAAAUAAAAUUGAAAAUGCAAGACCUGGAAAUGGAAUUACAUAAUGUAAAACUAAGAAAUUCUCUAUUGUGUCAAGCAAUGAAUCUAGGAGAGAUGAAAGAUAAGAAAGAAUUAUUAGUUGAAAAUUGCCGUUUGUCAACGCUUAAUGGUGAACUAACUUCGUGUAUAGCUAAUUUAAACGCGGAAAUUGAAAGACAGAAAUCAUUGGUUUCUCUAUCCGGAUCAAUUGAUACCACAGAAUCUAAAUCAAAAAAAGUAAACUAA
Molecule: messenger RNA, 783 nt
Organism: Dimorphilus gyrociliatus
Lineage: Eukaryota; Metazoa; Annelida; Polychaeta; Dinophilidae
Source: the annotation of a GenBank genome assembly